Elaeis guineensis (African oil palm) is the source of this 1470-nucleotide messenger RNA. Lineage: Eukaryota; Viridiplantae; Streptophyta; Magnoliopsida; Arecales; Arecaceae. The record is from RefSeq and is a predicted model, not a curated record.
UUUUUUUUUUAGCUCGAGGACCCUCUCUGGACUCCAGUGCCCGGAUUCGUGCACAUCGGCUCUCAUCUCGCGCUUUCUCACGCCUCCUUAGAUUUCCUCUCCUUCUCCCCACCCCACCCUCCCUUUCUUUCUUAUACGGCUCUGAAUAAAUGCUUCAGAUUUCCAAGGUACGCCAAUAAAGAUUUAUGUGUCGCCCUUUCUUCUCUUCUCUCUUAUCGGAUUUGUUGUUGAUGGAGAUUCCAAUGUUUCCGGCCUUCCUUUUUGAUCGUUUCUCGAAAUAGAUUUUUGUGAUUUUGGAAGAUUGUCAAGUAUUUCGCAUCAAAAUCCGAUCUUUAUUGCUCCCUCCUUUUUUUUUCCUGAAGUUUUAGAUACUCCCUUUCAGCUUUUCUGCAAAUGGCUUGUAGUUUUUCUCUGGAGAAUUUUGUAUCAAAAUUCGAUUUUUAUUGCUCCUCUCUUUUAUUUUUCUGUGUUCUUUUUUAUGUUUAUAAUGUUUCACACUUUCCUAUAAUUUUUCUUCUAGAUGGAUUGUCGUUUUUCUUGAAUAUUGUGAAGAGUUUUGUAUCCAAAUUCGAUCUCGGUUUCUCUCUUCUCUGUUUUCAGUUGUUGGUAUAAUAGUAUUCUUUUUGUUUUUUUUUUUCCUUUUUUUUGUUCUGUGGGUUUUGUUUAUGUUCUUGUUGCAGGAAUUCUUCUGCAAGAUUUUUGCGUACGGAUGAGCAUUUGGACAAGCAAUUCUGUCCUCUUGAUCCUGCUUCUCACCAGAACGAAAAGGACUGGUUUUGAGCCCACCUUAAUAAGAGGAAUAGGAGUGGGAAUGAUGGAAGGGGACACCUUCUCAGGCCUUGACAAUGGAACCCAAGCGGACAACAAAGUCCUCCAGGCCUUCAAGAAGAGCUUUGUCCAAGUCCAAAGCAUCCUGGAUCAAAACAGGCUAUUGAUCAAUGAGAUCAACCAGAACCAUGAGUCGAAGAUCCCGGACAACCUCAGCCGGAACGUCGGUCUCAUACGCGAGCUCAACAACAACAUCCGGCGAGUCGUCGACCUCUACGCCGAUCUCUCCUUCUCCUUCACCAAAUCCAUGGAAGCAUCAUCGGAGGGGGAGUCCGACGGGAAGCCUGGCCACAAGAGAAAUAGGCCAGGCUAGAGAAGCAUAGCAAAGCAAAGCUUUUUGCCCGUCCAAUACUUUCCCGGCAGCAUGGAAACUUAAUAGAUUCACGGAAAGAGAGAGAGCAAACGUAGCCUGCUCUUCUUCAUAAUAAUAGGUGAGCAUUUGCCAUGUUGUAAUCCAGUGUAAUAACUCUCAUUGUCUUCUAUCUCAUUCACAUUAAGCUCUCUGCCUACCUUCUGGACUAGCCUAGCAGACUCUGUUGUUGUUAAGUGUACCUAUGUUUCUGGUUCUUGUGGGCAUACCUUUUUAUCAUGGAAUCAAAGUCUUUUUAGCUUAAAACUAGGAAAUCUUUUCAUCAUUUGUGU